Molecule: messenger RNA, 2269 nt
Organism: Candoia aspera
Lineage: Eukaryota; Metazoa; Chordata; Lepidosauria; Squamata; Candoiidae
Gene: TMEM41A
Product: transmembrane protein 41A
Exons: 5
Coding region: 72-851 (259 amino acids)
Source: RefSeq, a predicted model, not a curated record
AGUUCAUCGGCCGUUGCCUUUAGUUCCCACUUCUCUUCUGUUCCUCCCGGUAUCCCUUAUGAGCGCCGACGAUGCGGUCGUUGGUGGGGUUCUUGCUGGUCCUGGGAGCGGCCACGUCGGGCCUUUAUUUGCUAUCUGCUCGGCUACCUGGAGGACCGCGCGCGGGAAGCGGGUCGUUAAAAUUCCCUUCAGAUCUAGAGGACCUACAAGAGCUUGCAGAGUUCCUACAGUACUACAAUAAAGAGCACCAUGCAUAUGUGAUUCUGCUGUUCUGCAGUGCUUACUUGUACAAACAAAGCUUUGCCAUACCUGGCUCUAGCUUUCUGAACAUCCUUGCUGGAGCUCUCUUUGGACCAUGGAUGGGAUUUCUGUUAUGUUCUGCUUUGACUUCUGUGGGUGCUACAUGUUGCUAUGGACUGUCCAAUAUUUUUGGGAAAAACUUUAUUAUGUACUAUUUUCCUGACAAAGUCACCAUGCUUCAGAGGAAGGUAGAAGAAAAUAGACAUUCCUUGUUCUUCUUUUUGUUAUUUCUGAGGCUGUUCCCCAUGACUCCAAAUUGGUUUCUGAAUCUUGCAUCUCCAGUCUUGAACAUCCAUGUAACUCAGUUCUUCUUCUCUGUUCUCAUAGGACUGACUCCCUAUAAUUUCAUCUGUGUCCAGACAGGCUCAGUACUUUCACAGAUAUCUUCCCUAGAUAACGUUUUCUCCUGGAGUAAUUUAUUCAAAAUGUUGGCUAUAGCCAUGAUGGCAUUAAUUCCUGGGACUCUUAUUAAGAAAUACAGUCAGGAACAUCUCAAUUUAGACAAAAGUAAACAGAAAAUUCACUUGCUGAACGGAAGAAAAUACAACUGAAUAGGCUACCCAUAAAUAGAUGUCAGAUACUGUGGAAUUCUAUUUAAGGGGGAAUUGAAAAAAAAAAAAAGAUUUUGAACCAGCAGUUCUGUUAUCACUGAACUUUGGACUCCUUACCUUUGCCUUAGGUAUCAUCUUUUGGUAGUGUAUAAAGAUGAGUCUUUUAAAAAUACUGUUUUAAAAAAAGAGCCGAGCCUGGUAUGUCCCAUUUUAUAAAGUUAUUUGUGAUCCAGUUUAUCCAGAAGCGAGAAUUUGGGGGACUAAAUGGACUUGCAUCAUCUGAUUUGGGGUAUUAGAGGCUAUUAAUCUUAAUCUUAAAUCCUAGCAUCACUGAGGAAGUAAGCCUGAAAUCGCUUGCUAGAUGAACAGCAGGUUCAAGUGGUUCCACAUGAAGCAGUUGAAAUACAGUAUUUGGGCUAAAUAUUGAAUAAUGGCAGUGAUAAAUGUAUUGUGUUUCCUCCCAAUGUGAGGAAUGUAGUUAAGUUCUGUAUUAUUUCCUUUUCACCUGUUGGGACAUGACAAAGAAGAAAAAUGGUACAGAGGGAGCUGCAGACAUGCAGGAAUGGCUUACCUCCCAUCUUAAUAUUAAAAUGUUUAAGAAGUAUCUUCUUUAUGAUUUCCAGUAUAAAGUAACAUGAAGUGACUGUGGGAAAUCUAGAAGACUUCAGGUUAAGUACCUGUUGAAAUAUUAUACUUUUCUUUGUAGCAAUAUGCCCCAUGGAUAAUUGCAUUCUUCGGUUUUCAAAGCAAAAUCUUUACCCUUACAAAAUUAUGUCCCCUGUUAUGGGGAGAUGGGCGGUGACAGAAAUUUGAAAAAUAAAUAAUUAAAUAAAAUGUUGUAUAAGCAGAAAAGAACAUACUUUGAAUGUAAUAAUUGCUAGUUUGUUUGUUUAUUCCAGUGCUUCAGAGUUGGGAAAAUCUUACGAAUGUGGCCAUUGUUCUUAAUCCAAAUGUUAGUUAACAGCUACUGUUUUUCCAUUUUUCCCCUGAAUUUCCUAUUUGAAAUGGUCUUGCUUAAUAAUGAACUUGUCUUGGGUCAGAAUACAGCUUCAGAAUGCAGGAAAGAGCCUUGUUUGGUCCUUUCUGUACUACAAAAAAGAAUUGCAUAGAAGACUGGAUGUUAAUGAAAAAGACAAGCCCUUUUUUGCCUGAUGUCUGCAGUGACUUAAGCUUGCCAUUCUAGAAAUGAAAGCAAGCAGAAAUUUCUGUAUCAGUUAUUGGAUUUUCUGUGAAAAUUCCUCUAGUUUAUUUGAGGUGGGUCUCUGCUAUCCUCUAGCCAAAUGUCAGUGCUGUAUUAAAUAUGUCAGUCUUCAUUGCAAACUUCUCAGGAUGGUAGCUUGAUUAUUUUUUGUCCAUGCUCUGUGCCAAGAACACAGUAAUAAAAGCUGAUCUGACAAAUACCCUGUGGCAAGUUGUAA